CCCGCCAUUUUAUUUGCGAACUCUGAACAGUUAGCUAUUUGUCGCCGCUGCACGCUGUGGGUACCCUGAAGAUAAGAAUCUUAUUUCUAAUAGAUCCACGUAUAUUAUCUCCUUCAGUCGAAGUAAGUUCGUCACAAAGGACCUGAUCUACCUGAUCUCGCGCUUCUUCUGCUACAUGAUCUGAAAUUUGCUAAACACUGGAGGAGAGAAGGUGAAAAAUGACGCAGUUCCUACCACCCAACCUCCUGGCCCUCUUUGCUCCACGGGACCCAAUACCCUUCCUACCUCAGUUGGUGAAGUUGCCCCACGAAAAGCACCACAACCAGCCGUACAGUGGGAUCGCCCCGUUCAUCAGACAUUUCGAGGACCCGAGAGAUGCACCGCCUCCGACAAGAGCAGAGACCCGUGAAGAGCGGCUGGAGAGAAAGAGACGAGAGAAGAUUGAAAGGAGGCAAGCAGUGGUAGAGACAGAGCUGAAGCUUUGGGACCCUCAUAAUGACCCCAACGCACAGGGCGACGCCUUCAAGACUCUGUUCGUGGCACGAGUGAAUUAUGACACCACUGAGUCCAAGCUGCGCCGAGAAUUUGAAGUGUACGGCCCCAUCAAACGGAUUUACAUAGUCUACAACAAGAGGACGGGGAAGCCUCGGGGCUAUGCAUUCAUUGAAUAUGAGCAUGAGAGAGACAUGCACUCCGCCUAUAAGCAUGCUGACGGGAAGAAGAUUGAUGGCAGAAGGGUCCUGGUGGACGUGGAAAGAGGACGUACUGUCAAAGGGUGGCGUCCUCGCAGGCUAGGAGGUGGACUGGGUGGCACCAGGCGAGGCGGCGCUGAUGUCAACAUCAAGCACUCUGGUCGAGAUGACGCGUCACGCUAUGACGACCGUCCUCUUGGGGGUGACCGUGACCGUGGAGACCGGAGGGAACGCAGCCGUGAACGGGACAGGGACAAGGACAGAGAGCGUCGCCGGUCCCGAUCUCGCGAACGCCGUCGCCACACCCGUUCCCGGGAGCGAGAAAGGGACCGACAGAUCGGAGCAGCAGACGACAACAGUGGUAGUAACCGGCGUCGAGAUCGCGAAAGGGAGCGUGGGGCGGCAUCGGGAGGAGACAGCAGGAGCAGGGAGAGGAGUCGAGACCGGAAGAGGAGGAGCAGGAGCAGAGAUCGUAAAAGGGACAGGGACAGAGUCAAGGGCCCAGAAGGAGGGGAGGAGGUCGGCCAAGGAGAAGCUGCCCCCGAGGUCGGAGAGCGCAUGCUGGAGGAACACGAGGGAGAAGCGAGCGAGGGCUUAGAGGAGCGUAGAGACAGAGACAGGGACAGGGACAGAAGGCGUAGCCACAGGGAUAGGGACAGACGCAGGGGGGAGCGGGACAGAGACAGGGAGCACAAACGGGAGCGUGGAGAGAGGGACAGGGGAGAGCGGCGAGAGGAGCGCCACAGCUCCCUGCGAGAUGACAUGGGCCCUCAAGACGACAUGGUAAACGAGGAUGAUGGAGGAGUGCCGCCACAGAUGGAGGAAUACAGCCAGGAUGGGAUGAUGGCGGGCCAGCAGUCUGCGCCGUCAGCUGAUGGCUACGUUUCCAGUGAAAACGGCUACAAGAUGGAGGCUGCAGGAGACGAGUACUGAAAUGAAGCGCCCGUCUGAGCGUCUCGUACUCAUCGUCUGUGUUCUUUGACCUUUGUGACGUCAGAGCCUUCCUGUCAGUCUGUUUCUGUAACCUGGUGUCAUGGUACGCUCUCAACAUGACCCACUAACGUGUGCCAUCACACUCUCAUUUUACUGUAGCGAUGGUUUUGGUUGU
Molecule: messenger RNA, 1800 nt
Organism: Neolamprologus brichardi
Lineage: Eukaryota; Metazoa; Chordata; Actinopteri; Cichliformes; Cichlidae
Gene: snrnp70
Product: small nuclear ribonucleoprotein 70 (U1)
Biological process (GO): mRNA splicing, via spliceosome
Cellular component (GO): U2-type prespliceosome; precatalytic spliceosome; U1 snRNP
Molecular function (GO): mRNA binding; U1 snRNA binding
Source: RefSeq, a predicted model, not a curated record